Messenger RNA from Pangasianodon hypophthalmus (striped catfish), 3449 nucleotides. RefSeq names its product collagen, type VIII, alpha 1a (gene col8a1a). The transcript is spliced from 3 exons. NCBI's taxonomy places the organism in Eukaryota, Metazoa, Chordata, Actinopteri, Siluriformes, Pangasiidae. The record is from RefSeq and is a predicted model, not a curated record. Gene Ontology annotation, molecular function: protein binding. The coding region runs from base 155 to 2308 and encodes 717 amino acids.
AGAUAUAAGGUGAGUGUGUGUGUAGGGUGCUGCUUGUUUAAGUCCAGUCAUCCAUCCAUUCAGCUGGUGAGGGGUGUGUAUGGGAAUUUGUGUGCAGGAUUGCCCAGAUCCCCGAGAUUAUCCCAUAUACAACUGAAAAGGAAAGGUGAAGGCCAUGGCUGUGGCUCCUUUCCUGGUGAUUUUAGUACAAGUGGUAUUAUUACCAUCUGUUUUUGGAGGAGCAUAUUAUGGGCACAAACCACAUCAUCAACAGCACCAGCCUGUACCUCUUAUACCUCACAAAGGUAUAGGAAAAGAGAUGCCUCAUAUGCAGUAUCCACAUUACAGGAAAGAAAUGCCACAAUUACCCAUGCAUAUGAACAAAGGCAAGGACAAAAAAGGUGAGACCAUCCCUAGAGGUGAGCAGGGUAUUCCAGGUGAAGUUGGACCACAAGGACCACCAGGACCACAAGGACCACCAGGGCCUCCUGGUCCUCAGGGAAAUGGUAUGCCAGGUCCUCCAGGAAAUCCAGGUUCUCCUGGCCCUCCAGGGUUGCCUGGUGUUGGUAAACCAGGAAUGCCAGGCAUGCCAGGGAGGCCUGGUGAUAAGGGACCAACAGGAGAACAAGGUGAACAGGGACCUAUUGGAGCAGAGGGGCUACCGGGCAUGACAGGACCACCUGGACCCCCUGGACCCCCGGGCUUGCCAGGAAUUGGGAAGCCAGGUGGCCAAGGACUACCAGGAAUGACAGGACCCAAAGGAGAACCAGGGCACAAAGGUCUACCUGGUCUUCCAGGGCUGCCUGGGCCUAAAGGGGAUAAGGGAAUCGGACAUCCUGGGCCACAAGGUCCAAAAGGCCCACCUGGGCCCCCAGGACUACCUGGGCAUAAAGGAUUGCCAGGGGUGGGUAAGCCUGGACCGCCUGGUUUGCCAGGAGCACCAGGGAAACAAGGACAACCUGGACCAGCUGGACCAGCUGGUCCAGGAGGUCCACCAGGUUUGGAGGGCAAACAAGGACCACAAGGACUGCCUGGCAUUGGGAAACCAGGUGAGGGAGGAUUGCCAGGACAGCCAGGUGUCCCAGGCCAUAAGGGACUACCAGGACCGCCAGGUUUGCCAGGGAAGCCUGGAUUACCAGGAUUUGGAAAACCAGGAUACCCUGGGCCAAAGGGUGACAAAGGAAUGGGGGGACCACCCGGUCCUUCAGGACCAAAAGGUGACAAAGGAAGCGAAGGCCCUCCUGGUCUGGUAGGACCCUCAGGACCCAGUGGUCCUCCUGGUCCUCCAGGACCAGUAGGACUGCCCGGCGGUAUUGGUGCACCAGGACCUAAAGGAGAGGGAGGUGAAAGUGGAGCAAAGGGGGAACCAGGGCCUGUAGGAGAACCAGGACCUCCAGGAAUUGCAGGCCAACCAGGUCAAGCUGGUGAGGAUGGUGAGCCUGGGCCACGGGGACCACCAGGACCUAUCGGUCCCAAAGGAGAUGGAGGAGAGAAGGGUCUACCUGGGUCACCUGGCCCUCCUGGUGUGCCUGGUCUUAAAGGAGAAGGGGGUGCACCUGGUCCCGAAGGGCCUCAGGGUCCUAAAGGUAUUCCAGGGCUUGCAGGACCAGGGGGACCAAUUGGACCACCUGGAGCCCCAGGGCCUAAGGGAGAAGCUGGGCCUCCUGGCCAGGCUGGGCCUCCAGGUGAGGGAAGCGCUGGGUCUACAGGCCCUCUUGGUCCUCCUGGGCCUCCUGGCCCAAGUGGUUCCCCAGGCCAGCCAGGUCUACCAGGUCCUCCUGGUCCUCCAGGACCUCCUGGAUCACCUGCCCUAAACCCUGACCUCAUGGGUGUUCUACCUGAGAUGGGGCCAGCCCUGGAUGGAGUGAAGGCUAGUGGGUAUAUGAAAGGAAAGUAUGGAGGUGGAGCUGAUAUAAUGGGUUCUAGUGGUUUAGAGAUGCCUGCUUUUACUGCACAACUGACUACACCAUACCCUCCAGUUGGCACACCAGUGAUAUUCGACAAGCUAUUGUAUAAUGGCCGACAGAACUACAACCCACAGACAGGUGUGUUCACCUGUGACCUUCCUGGUAUCUACUACUUCUCAUACCAUGUGCAUUGCAAGGGUUCCAAUGUAUGGGUGGGUCUGUACCGAAAUGGAGAACCUGUGAUGUAUACAUAUGAUGAGUACAAGAAGGGUGUUUUGGACCAGGCAUCUGGCAGUGCUGUGGUUCCGUUACAGCCAGGAGAUACUGUUCACAUCCAGUUACCAUCUGACCAGGCAUCUGGACUCUAUGCAGGGCAAUACGUCCACUCUUCUUUCUCUGGUUUCCUACUCUACCCCAUGUAGAUCAAUAAAGAAGAUGGAAGCAUGAGAGAGAAGCAAUCAAAAGAAAAGGAAGAGGCACGAAAUUAAAAACGUACAUGGUUUAAACAUCAAAGUUACAGGAAAGGACCUCAUGAACUGUUCCUGUGAUGUCUUGCCAAUGAUCAUGCAUAUGUCUAGUAUUGUGUAUAUGCAGACACUAUACUACCUGUACAAAGACUGUAGCAACAAUUAAUUGCAUUCAGUUCAAAUAUUUUAAUUGGAGGUUUCUAGAAGGAGUCAAGCUAAUGUGGUGCUAAUAUACGUGGAUUUGUGUACUGAGCGUUAGAGUGUACACAUGAGAGUAUUUCCUAUUUUAUGACAAUGUGCUAUAUAUAGGAUGACCAAAGUGGCAGCUGCCCAAAGAUGACAAGACAGACCUAUUUUAAAAAAUAUUAAAAUUAUAAAUUAAUUGUUCUGACAUAUUUAAAUAUUUACUGAAAUGUACUGUAUAGUGAACAUAUUCUAAAGAAGUACCAUUUUUGUAAUGAUGCCUUCCCUCUAUAUUUUUAUCUAAAUGUAAUGUUUUUGCACAAACAUAAUCUAUUCACAACUGUUCUAAUUGAAUAACUAGAAUAACUAUAAUGAGAGCAAAUGUGCAUGUGUAUGCUGUGUGCACAUGUAUUUUUGUGCAUACAUUGUCAUAACCUGCUUGUAAAAUUAAGUAAAUUGGAAUAAUCUGACAGACUGUUGAGAGAUAUCUCAUCACAUUGCUCACUCAUUUUGAAAACCACUGAAUAAAUACUAUUAAAUUUUAAAGUUACAUUUGGAAAUUUAAGCCCUUAUUCAAAUCUCACAUAUUUAACAUGCCCAUACAUUCCAGUGGACAUCACUUUAAAACAGCCUAAUAAAACAUAUUCCAUCCAUAUAUCUUAAUAUUUUUCUCCUUUGCAUCAAUUUUCUUGCAAUAAAUGUUCCCUUAGGAAAAACUUUUUCAUAUAUGCUUGCUAAUUAGUGAUUGAUUAAAAGUUAAAAAGGGCUUGGAGAAAAAACUUUGUCCCUUUACAUAAAUGGUAAAAAAAAAAAGAUGAGUACUCCAACAAGAAGCCAAGUCUGAGUUGUUUUUAAAUAAUAAUUAAAUAAUUUGGUCUUUUUUAAUAAAUAAAGGAUUUAUAUCCAUUACAAA